AUGCGUGCUUCAGGUUCAGAGACGGAGGAUGAUUCUGAGCGGAUCGGGAAGAGGCGAUCACUGUUCCGCUGGUGGGCUGGGUCUAAGAAGGCAAAACAGGUGCACAUAGCUCUAGCCGGUCCCAACAGCAUCAGAGUCAUGUGGUCAACGUCCCGCCGUGGUACGCCGUCAUUGGUGGAAUUCGGGGUAACUUCUGGGCAAUACACCAAUAAGGCCAAGGGGAAGUCUUCCAGCUACACCUUCCUGACCUAUUCGUCGGACCAGCUGCACAGCGUAGUGCUUUCGGGCCUGCAACCCCAAUCCACCUACUACUACCGCAUCGCAGGGGAGGGACCAGAGCGGUCCUUUGUGACGCCGCCCACCGAUGCCGCUGCUGAUGUCAGCAUCGCUGUUGUUGGUGACAUUGGUCUCUCUAAGGCAGCCCGCACAACCAUCACGCGUCUCUCCCAGCAGCCCCACUCCCUCACCCUCGUCCCUGGCGAUCUUUCCUAUGCCAACGGCUUCCAAUCCGUGUGGGACAGGUGGCAGUCUCUGAUUGAACCAGACGCCAGCACACACCCCUGGAUGGUCGUCCCCGGAAACCACGAAGCCGAGGCACUUAGCGCGAUCAGCCCAAAGGGGUUUGAGUGGCCUGCGUUUCUUAAGCGAUCCGCUUUGCUAAACAGCGGCGCUUUCCGGGCGUAUAAGAAGCGGUGGGUCAUGCCAUCUGCUGCUAGCGGGUCGCCUUCUAAGCUGUACUACUCUUUUGAAGUAGGUGGGGCGCAUGUCAUCGUGCUCUCCUGCUACUCGCCGUUCGGUCCCGACUCCAAGCAGUUCGAAUGGCUACAGAAGGACUUAUCAGCCGUGGAUCGCACCAAAACACCCUGGCUGGUGGUGUCUCUGCACGAGCCCUGGUACCACUCCAACAGCGAUCAUCAGACAGACGGACAGGAUAUGAGGAAGGCCCUGGAAGAGACGCUGUAUGCCGCCCGCGUUGACAUUCUGAUCACCGGCCACGUGCAUGCGUACGAACGAACGAGCCGUGUGUACAACGGUCAGGAGGACCCUUGUGGGAUCAUGCACAUCACCGUUGGGAGCGGCGGAAAGGAUCUAUACCCUAGCUUCGUCUCCCCCAAGCCUGCAUGGUCGGCCUUUCGUGAAGCAGCCUUUGGCUUUGCUCUCUUCAAGAUUGAUGGCAGUGCAGCAGGGGAAGCGGACUGGGAGUGGCAACAAAACGACGAUUCCCCCACUGUUGCUGCCGACUCUGCUCGCCUAGUCAGCCUUGCCAGUGCCUCUACUCCUGCUGAAUGUCGGCCUGCGUGA
Molecule: messenger RNA, 1302 nt
Organism: Closterium sp. NIES-65
Lineage: Eukaryota; Viridiplantae; Streptophyta; Zygnematophyceae; Desmidiales; Closteriaceae
Source: the annotation of a GenBank genome assembly